GAUGCAUCUAAGUGAUUGCAUAUUUGCGCCGCUUAAAUUUUCUGCAUACAGAAGUCGGAAGCACGCCAAUCUCCAAUCUCAACUUCUCUCCCGUAGGCUACAUGUUCUAUUCACCGAGAGACUACGAUAAGCAUACAAGGAUUUUCGUGAGAUUGUUCGAUUAAUCGUUUCUAGAAGUUUCUGAACAGAUAUUUUCACUUUCCCUUUCCCUUCUGUUUUCCGGCGGAGUCCCCUGGAGUUGUAAGAGUUGUCUGAAGUUUGAAGUGUUGGUAAACCAUGGCUUGUGAAGGAAACGGCAUGUCAGAUGAGAGGAUUGGAGAGGCCCUGAUCAAAGAAGUCAUAGAGGAGGAACUGAAAGAUGUGCCCUCGGAAGAAGUCCCGCCUCUCACCCCACUAGCUGCAAGUGGGAAGACUGUGCAGGAGCAGAAGAUGGUCACCCAGCUGGGCAAAAUGAUCCGCAUCAUUGGCGACAAGGUCAAAGAUGACAAGGAUUUCCAAGAUGCGAUAGAUGGGGUGGCAUUUUGCUCCGGCUCCAAGUGGGAGAGAUUUAAGGAAGUGGGGGACAAAGUGUUCCAACAUGGUAUCACUUGGGAAAGGAUUGCAGUGCUCUUUUAUGUUGCAGGGAAGCUCGCUGUCAAGAUGGUUGAGGCUCAUCUCCCUCAGUCGGUGAGAGAGAUCCUUAGAUGGACCGUGGAUUUUUUCAGAAACAAUCUGCUGGGGUGGAUCCGGGAACAUGGAGGAUGGAUAAACAGUUUCUCAGAGUUGGCAGUUGUGUCCAUGCAAAGUGUGUCAUCCAUGAGCUCCAACAGCUGCGGUCUGGUCGUGAUCUUUACUGCGGGACUGGUUAUUGGAAGUCUCAUCACAUGGAAACUGACUAGACAGCUCUGAGGCAGACAAAAACUAACAUACUCCAGAUUUGGGUCACCAUUGUGCCAUAUACAUAUAGAUAGUAUUUGACCUGACUGUAAAAUGUUUACCAGAGAAGGCCUGAGUCACGACAGGAUUGCGUGAAUUUUGUACCCGUUAAACCUGUACAAGUGAGACAAAAAAAAAUUCUUCUAACUCAGAAGUGCACAAAGGGUUUAAUGCUACACAAACUGAGCCGCACAACAAAUAUAGAAGGAAUAGGCAUUUCAAGCAAAAAUAUUGUUAAAGAGAAAAAGUAAAAGUUCCUCCCAGAAUUCUUGGUGAUGUAGCAGUCUCUGAACUUUCUCCAGUUCUGAAUCUCACACAACUGCACCCAUUUUACCAGCAACUGGUACUUAACCAGAUCCAUGUCCGGUCCGUCUCCAAUCCACUGUGGUCUGGCUCUGUGCUCUCUGGUCCGUCAACACCCACCGUUUCAGAACGCAGCAUGGAGCAAGACCGCCGGACAGCCGGAGUCAUGUUACAAAGGUUUUCCUGCAUUAAUGAAUAUCCAACUCCUCUCCUCGUCCAUGCUGUCUUUUCUGGGACCCCCUCUAAAACAAGAUGGCACAUCUCAAGGGGUUUAUCCCAAUAAAUACAAUUUCUUACAAUUGGCCCCUGAAAACCUCUGACCUGAUGACUCCAAGCCUGGCUUCGCUAAUCAUGACAGGACAUGGAUCCGGUGGAAUUUGGUGGUUAAGCUUUCUUAUGUUACUUAUUGAAUUAUUUUUUUUAUUUAAUGGCAAAAAGCGAAGAGCUUUCAGAGGCCCUAAAAACACUCUCAGGCAGUUGUAAAGCAUUACAAUCAGAGGCUAGUAAAAAUAAACAGAAACAAUACAUUUUAAAGAUGAGAUAAUAGUAACAUGGCCUCUUCGAUUUUUGAAUAUUCAACGAUUAUUCAAAUACACAAAAAUCAUGACUCCUCCCUAGUUCUGUGCUCACAGCCAGAGAAAGUUACAUUUUUACUGUCUGCCGAAAGUUAGUGCAGUAAUAUUUAUAAGGGAUGUCGCAUUCAAACUUUCUAUUGAUCAAGACAACAACUCUACUUCUGAACGCUCUAAAAGUUUACGUAUCUUGUAGUCCAAAGUCAUAAAGUCUGUAUAUAUUACAUUGACAUCACUAUUGUCAUAAUAGUGAGGGGGGAAACGUGUGCAAAUGGACUGGAAUUUCAGCUGUGUUUUGCUGCCUCACUCCAGGAAGGAAGAUUUGUCACGAACGGUUUCAUCAUUUAUGCCAAAUCUUGUCCUAUGUCAUGUCAUGUCUUUCCUGUCAUGAAUUGUGUAUUGGCUCAUCAUCUGUGUUUGGACAGAUUUGAGGUCUGUCAGGAUGGUACUGCGUAGCUCUGUGCAGCAGAAUGUGGAGAUGCGUAUUAUUCAUCUCUGCGUUCAGAGGCAUCAUAAAGGCAAACUGCACAGAGCUGCAAAACUUUAAGGCAUGUUUGGGCAUGAAUACUGUUUGUGCACUAUGCUUUGUGAAUUGGUCUGUGAGAUGGUGCAGAGUGGGGACAAAUGAAGCGCAAUUCUUGGUGCUGUUAGUGUUGCAAUCCACUCUGUCUGAAUUAGCCCCACAGUUUUUUAUUCAUAAUUGUCAUGUGAUGACACAUCUAUUUUUUCAUACAGAUUACAUUUUGCCAUUAGAUGGUCUCAUUUUAAAAUGUGUCGAAGAUAACCUUAUAUUUUCUUCUUUUCUACAAUAGCCCAAACAGUCUUCUUUAUGCAAACUCUUACACCCAUUUUUAAAGGGAUAUUUUUAGAGAUUAACAACAACAAAUGUUCCAUGGAUUGAUUAUGCUUGAGGAACCCAUUAACUUGCCUACCUGAAGAAAUUACUUGAAUAAUAUUUAAUGUUAUCUUCCAGAAUGGGAUUUUCCAGAUUUUAAUUAAGAUUAUUAAAUGAUUUAAAACAAAUUAAUGGCCAAAGUGCCUAAAUAUUUUUUUCCUGUUAAAGUUAUGAAGCCCUUUUUGGUAAUGUAACACGGAAUUAUUUUAACUUGUGGCCACAUCAAGGGCAUGAUCAUGUUUUUUAGUGCUUACUGGUCAUUUUAAGAGCAUUUUUCUCAAAAUGAAGUCAAAUUUUAGGUACGAAUGCCAGGCCCCACAGAAUUAUAAUUUCAAAAUGGAUACCAAAUUUCAAUUUCGAUAUCCAAAAGUUAAAGUAUCAUCCCGUCAUUAUUUUCUGUAUGCCUGGCCCCAGUACUCUCGAACACAGUUACAAUAUCAUAGUGUGUUAAAAAGUUUACUGUCUACUCUGUACCUUACAAACAAAGGACAGUUUUCCCAGUGCAUGGGAUAAACUCUGGUUCCAUGUGUGAUUUAUGUUUACAUUUUUCUAUAAAUAACAUGAUUGUCAUUGCAACAUGUCAUUUGGAAUGGUUAUAAGUAAAAUAUGCACAUAAUUGGUAUGUUUUACCUAACAUUUGGUGAAUCCAGUUUUUCCUGUUUUUUUUCUGCUCAUUUUAAAAGUUAUUUUUUAUUUUUCCUUAAAAAUGGUAAAAUGGUGAAAUUGAUUAAAGUAACCUAAUUUGGUUCAAUCUGAAUCUGCAUUGUAAAUGUGAAUUUCCAAUAAAUGUUAAAGCUGUAAUCAAAGGAAUAUUAAAGCCAUGUUAUUUUAAA
This is a messenger RNA of Notolabrus celidotus (New Zealand spotty), 3518 nucleotides long. RefSeq names its product apoptosis regulator BAX-like. Gene Ontology annotation, cellular component: mitochondrial outer membrane. Gene Ontology annotation, biological process: mitochondrial fusion; extrinsic apoptotic signaling pathway in absence of ligand; positive regulation of apoptotic process. The record is from RefSeq and is a predicted model, not a curated record. The transcript has 6 exons. Gene Ontology annotation, molecular function: channel activity; protein heterodimerization activity; protein homodimerization activity. Lineage: Eukaryota; Metazoa; Chordata; Actinopteri; Labriformes; Labridae. The coding region runs from base 277 to 888 and encodes 203 amino acids.